UGUCAUUCGGCAUGUCACUGUAUACAUGUAGUUGCAGUUGUUUAAACAUUCUCAAAAUAAAAUAAAAAUAAAAAUGACGCUUUAUAGUGUUUUAAUUAACAUAGCUCAAUAGUAAAAGUAGAGAAAUGAUAAAUUGUUAUUAAAUUGUCCAGAAUAAGUGUUUCGUAACUUAUUUUGAACCAGAGACGGAUAUCACUGUAAUAUAAGGGCCAUGCCUAUGUUUGAAUUUCCCACACACACACAAAAAACAUGCCGGGGAAUUCCCUUUCGCGGAAAACCCAUAUCACGUGAUCACAUUUUAUAUAUUUAGUUGUGACAAACUUGCGGAGCCGACGCCACUUUCUGAGGAAGAAUGGUUAAGCCACACGCUGGCGUUAACGAACUGUUUGGACAACCUGAUGUUGAUGGUUCUUCCUAUAAAGUCAUGGAACAACUGUCAGGAGAGAAUUCUGAUGGUGGCCUUGAAAAAACACAGAAGCUAUUCGAAUACAGUAGCUGUAUGUCGAGUGAUGUUCUCAAUGAUUGUCUUGACAUGCAGGACGAAUAUGGAAACCAGAAAAUUGGAGGAACAGGCGAAAUGUCUGAUAAUGAAAACGAUUUAGAAAAACAGCAUCAAAGGCUACUUGAUGGAAGUUUUAACAAUAUUCAGUCUGACCACAGACAUGGAAGGGUUGAUGACGAUCUGUAUGGAGGUCCAGGGAUCAGAUGUCUGGAUCAGUGUACUUCAAACAACCAACCAGAUGACCUGAAGGUUUUGGAUGGAUGCAAUAUACAUAUUAAAGAGAAAAGCUUCGGACAACAGCUGGUUACAAUGAAACAAGAAUGUCAGCUUCAGCAAGAUCCAAAGACCUUGAUGGAUGAGAAUGAAAAGCUAGUGUGUUCUCUUGGAAAGGGAACCGAAGCUGAAUGUAUUCUGUACCAGAAUGUACACACAAACAAGCUGGUCGUCCAUAAAAAGUACUACGGAAAACCAAGAACAAGGGAACGUGACACCCUGGAAGCCUUACGGGGUCAUAGAAAUAUACCAGCAGUUUACGGAACUGCUAUGGAUGAUGGACAUCACGUGCUUCGUAUGGAGUUCUGCGGUCAAUCUCUCCGUCAGUGGAGGAAACACAGAGGACAGGUGACGGAAACAGAGAUAUGGGCAAUUUUUGAACAGUUUACAGAUGGUUUGAUUGGCCUUGACCACCAUGGGGUAAUCCAUCGGGACCUCAAACCCGAUAAUGCCUGCAUCAGCAAGGAUUUCAUCACCAAGGAUUUCAUCAUCAAGUUGAUUGACUUCGGAUCAGUGAAGACAGCACAGGAUAAAGUGUCACAAGGAGGAAGGGUUACCGCCGCAUAUAUGGCUCCCGAGAUGUGGCUGUGGUGCUUCUGUAAAUCUACACCUAUCUCCAGUAAAGUGGACGUUUUCGCGUGUGGUCUUAUUAUCUGUUUCCUGGUAUAUGAAUUCGACGUGGUCCCUAAAGCAUUGGAAACCAAUGACCACCAACAGAUGCAGUAUAAGAUGAUCCAUUACCCGUCCCAAGUGGCUGAAUAUGUAAAGAGGACGUUUCCUGUUGACAAGUACAGCGAAGCCUUGAAAACUCUUCUCCUAAAAACGCUGGAUGGCAACCCUAGUAGAAGAAUUUCUGCGGCAGACGCCCAUGAACAGAUAGUAACACACAUGUCUCCUUCCAAUGUCAAUACAAAACAUGAAGACGAAGAAAUUAAAGGUUUAGGAAUCGAUAUGGUCAACCAUACUACCUCUCUGAACAUACUGACUCCAUCAGCAACUGCUCCCUUCACCGAAACUGUUCUAGGUGUAGGGAAGGUUUACCACCUACCUGACUUCUUGACGUCACAGAAGAAAACGGAUUUUCCAUCAGCGCGAGUGGCAAUCAGCAGCAUCGCUGACAAUGAUGUCAGUCUGGAUGUCAGCAGUUUCCCCACAUAUCAUCUAGAUCUGAUGGGACAGGCGACAGCGAUAUCUUCAUUCGGGACAGAGCUGACAUUACCAAAUUGCUCGUUUGAACAGCCAUCUGCCGCGGUGCCAAUCAGAAUUAUGUCAGCCGAGGCACCAAGAGCAACCUUCACAGAAAGUGGCAGCAACCAGCACAUUGACAUGGGUGGGACAGUCCCGACCAAUACAACCCAAAGGUACCAAGUCCAAUGUACUAAUGCCUCCAUGGGAAUCACAGAACCAAUGAGUUUUAUGACCGAUAUCUCACCGCAACAAUGUUCAGCUACACUUGCCAACCAGGGAAGUAAGCCAAUUGUACCUAACAGCCAGUCAAUGAUCCUGUACCAGGAGCAACUUAACGAAAUCCAACCUUUGGGCGAAAGUAAUCAUCCCGCCACAAUCGUGGAUGAAGGAACAGCUGUAUCAGAAGCUGUUCAAGAAGAACCAGAUCGGCAAGCUAACCCGGAAGUUCUGAUGAAGCUGUCGGAUCUAAUCAGGAACGGGUCUCGAAAAAGAAAUUUACCUGAUUUACCUACAGAAUUCACUAAUCUUCCCAAUCUGGAUAUGAUACAGUGCAAGAAGAAACGAAGAUAAGAUGAUUGACAUCGACAUCUAAAUAGUUCUCCAUUACAGAACACGUAGAAUAUAUUGAUAUUCCGUCAUAGGAGUGAAAUGUAUGUUGAAUUAAACGGGAAACCAUUCAGUAUCCUCUAUGUACACAACCACAUUAUAUUGAAUUGUAAACUCGCUCUUUUAUUUUUUGGUGAAAGAGUAAUUAUCAUUACAUAUUACGUAUAUUUGAUACUUCACGCUUUCAAUAUCUAUUUGUUUUCUAGAGUUUUUAGAGUCAAGUAGAUGAAACGUUUUCGGGGUUCGGAGGUCAAAAUAUGAACCAAUUUCAGAAUAUUCAGCCAAGUGAUUAUUUCGGUUGAGUGUAAAUUAUUAUGAUUUUAUAGAGUGUCAAACAUUGCAUCAGCACACACAGACACGCGCACACGCACAAGCUCACACAUACACACCCUCACACAAACCCACAUACACACACACGCUCACACACUUUCACACACACGCACGUGCAUAAAGUUGUCAGUUAUUUUGAUAUCAGUUAUUUUAGCUUAUCAAACGUACUCAAAGCAAGAUAAUCCUAAUCAUGCAUUUAUAUAUUUUGGCCGGUGUUGUAACUGACUGAGCUAUCGUGGACCCCUCACCUGAGAUUACAUGGCCGGUGUUGUAACUGACUUCGCUAUCGUGGACUCCUCACCUGAGGUUACGUGGUCGGUGUUGUAACUGACUGGGCUAUCGUGGACCCUCACCUGAGGUUACGUGGUCGGUGUUGUAACUGACUUCGCUAUCGUGGACCCCUCACCUGAGGUUACAUGGCCGGUGUUGUAACUGACUGGGCUAUCGUGGACCCUCACCUGAGGUUACGUGGUCGGUGUUGUAACUGACUGAGCUAUCGUGGACCCCUCACCUGAGAUUACAUGGCCGGUGUUGUAACUGACUUCGCUAUCGUGGACUCCUCACCUGAGGUUACGUGGUCGGUGUUGUAACUGACUGGGCUAUCGUGGACCCUCACCUGAGGUUACGUGGUCGGUGUUGUAACUGACUUCGCUAUCGUGGACCCCUCACCUGAGGUUACAUGGCCGGUGUUGUAACUGACCGAGAUAUCGUGGACCCCUCACCUGAGGUUACAUGGCCGGUGUUGUAACUGACUGGGCUAUCGUGGACCCUCACCUGAGGUUACGUGGUCGGUGUUGUAACUGACUGAGCUAUCGUUGACCCCUCACCUGAGGUUACAUGACCGGUGCUGUAAUUGACUGAGCUAUCGUGGACCCCUCACCUGAGGUUGCCUGGCCGGUAUUGUAACUGAAUGCUCUAACCGCUCUUCCGGUGAAACACUAAUCACAGUGUGGUGCAGAAUGUACCAAACAAUAUUUGUGGUCCUACAAAACCAUGUCCAUCGGAGCGCUACGAGUUAUAUUUUAUGUCAUUAUUAAUAUGUCUUUAUUUUAUAGCAAUAUUCGAGUUAUGUUCCUGCUUGUAUUUGUUAUGCAUGUCGCAAUAUUCAUUUUUGUUCCUGAUUGCUGAUAUUAUUACAAAUCUAAAUUCAAUAUUUCUAAAUAUCAUACAAUUCACGCAUAUUAAAGAUACAUUUUUUGUACUUUUAUGAAUAUUGAUAUGAAUAAGCAACCCUUUCAUCAUUGUCGUACCUAUCAAAAAGCUAAAAAAAAAAAUCAGUUUUUGCGGUUUAUUUUAUCCGAUUUAUCCAAUAUAAUUUGGAAAGAGGCAUGAUAUAUUGGUUACAAUGCUAAUAGUGUUAACAAACGUCAAACAUUGACUCGAAAGAUGAUGAUAAAACAUCUAUCGAAGGUAUCAAUCUGUUAAAAUCUAAGCUGUAAAAAAGUUAAUUGUAUCUCGAAGAAGUUCUUUUGCACACCCCAUUAUUUAGUAGGUAUUUUUGGUGUUUUAAGCUAUUAUGUGGGGCAUUGUUUAUUUCAUAGUGUCAUAUUUUAUACUGUAUCAUUUUUAUGACAUGAAGUGUUUAAAGACAAGUACAUGUUCAGCAAUGCCUGGAAUGAGUUUGUAAUUCAGGGUUAAAAGGGGGAAAGUCAAGUAGCAUCACUCUAGAUCCAUUCAUUUCUAAAUGUUUUUUUAUCAAACAUUUUAAAAGCAUAAAACAAAUUCCUGAAAUGAGUUCGUAUUUCAGGGUUACACAACA
Messenger RNA from Pecten maximus, 4658 nucleotides. RefSeq names its product sucrose non-fermenting protein kinase 1-like. Gene Ontology annotation, biological process: protein phosphorylation; mitotic DNA damage checkpoint signaling. Gene Ontology annotation, molecular function: ATP binding; protein serine/threonine kinase activity. Gene Ontology annotation, cellular component: nucleus; cytoplasm. The coding region runs from base 353 to 2533 and encodes 726 amino acids. The transcript is spliced from 9 exons. Lineage: Eukaryota; Metazoa; Mollusca; Bivalvia; Pectinida; Pectinidae. The record is from RefSeq and is a predicted model, not a curated record.